This is a messenger RNA of Quercus robur (English oak), 765 nucleotides long. RefSeq names its product ethylene-responsive transcription factor 4-like. Gene Ontology annotation, biological process: regulation of DNA-templated transcription. Bases 96 to 563 code for a protein of 155 amino acids. The transcript has a single exon. The record is from RefSeq and is a predicted model, not a curated record. Gene Ontology annotation, molecular function: DNA binding; DNA-binding transcription factor activity. NCBI's taxonomy places the organism in Eukaryota, Viridiplantae, Streptophyta, Magnoliopsida, Fagales, Fagaceae.
UCUAUACCCUAAAAAACUCUCACAAACACAAUACGCACUCUCUCUCUCUCUCUCUCUCUCUCUCUCUCUCCGUGUGAGAGUCAAAUCAAAAUUCAAUGCCUGCGACUGCGACUGCGACUGCUAGUGUUGACGCGCUUCCCCUCCUCCUCCGCCUAGACUCUUCUUCAGUGGCCACCACACGGCCGCCUCCUAAGCACCAGACGCACUACAGAGGCGUCCGGAAGAGGCCGUGGGGCCGUUUUGCGGCGGAGAUCCGAGACCCCUGGAAGAAGACCCGAAAGUGGCUGGGCACCUUCGACACGGCGGAGGAAGCCGCUCUAGCCUACGACGAGGCCGCCCUCAGCCUCCGUGGUCCCAAAGCCAAGACUAACUUCGGCUUCAUCCUCCCUCCUCCCUCGCCAGCUAGUCUUCCUCCUCCACCGGUGAGAUCGGAGUACAGGGGCUACAAGAUGGAGAACUUGGCGGUCAUGACCACUCAGACUCAGCACGACACCAAAACAUCCUCGUCUCCAGAGAAAAGGCCCUUUCUUUUCGAUUUGAAUCUGCCGGCACCGCUCUUCUGAUGAGUAUCAAAUUAAUGUUGUUUGGUCUGUAUUUUUGCCCUUGUACAGCGUCCAUAUUUUUUUGCAUUUUCAAGAAGGGGGUUUGACUUUUAAUUAGUGAAAUGAAAUCUCCUCUUUUCUACUGUAUUUUUUUGUUUCUUGUUAACCAAUUGCUCUAGUUUUAUUGGCUAUAUAUACAUGUAGCUGCAUGCAUUGAGUUUAA